AUGGCGUCUCUCUACGCCGCAAAGCAGCAGCUCCGCUCUGCCACGAAGCUCAAGCUCGCUGCCGUCUCGCGCGAGUCUGCCUUGUCCCAGAGCUCCGUCGUUUCCAACGCUCUCAAGACCUUUAAGCCGUAUGUAGACGCUAAGCGGGUUAGUGUGUUUCUUUCCAUGCCCGGCGGCGAGAUACAGACGGACGCCAUCGUCAGGCAUGCUCUCGCCUCGGGCAAGGAAGUUUUUGUUCCGUACCUCCACAAAAACCUGCUGGCAUCGCCCGACCUGCCGCCGCGGGUCAUGGACAUGGUCCGCCUCAGCGACCUCGGCGACUACGAGUCUCUGAAGCCGGACCGCUGGGGCAUCCCGAGCAUCGACCCAGCCACCGUCCACCAGAGGCAAAGGAUUUGCGGCGGACCCGACGCCCAGCACUCGGGCAGAGCGCUCCUUGACCUCAUCCUCAUGCCCGGCGUCGCCUUCGACAUAGACCCCGACAACGGCACCGUCAGGCGGCUCGGCCACGGCAAGGGCUUCUACGAUUACUUUCUCAACCGGCACAGCUCCAAGUCGCUCUCGCUGGGGAUGCAGGAAUCGCCUAUAUUGCUCUACGGCUUGGCCAUGUCUGAGCAGUUCCUAUCCUCUCCAUCUGAGGGUUCAGUACCUGUGGGCCCCCUCGAUCAACCUCUAGAUGGUCUGAUUCUCGGCAGCGGCGAGAUCAAAGGUCGCCCUGAAAAUAGAACACAAUGA
Messenger RNA from Lasiosphaeria miniovina, 735 nucleotides. RefSeq lists its product as uncharacterized. The record is from RefSeq and is a predicted model, not a curated record. Gene Ontology annotation, molecular function: 5-formyltetrahydrofolate cyclo-ligase activity. Lineage: Eukaryota; Fungi; Ascomycota; Sordariomycetes; Sordariales; Lasiosphaeriaceae. The transcript has 2 exons. The coding region runs from base 1 to 735 and encodes 244 amino acids. Gene Ontology annotation, biological process: folic acid-containing compound biosynthetic process; tetrahydrofolate interconversion. Gene Ontology annotation, cellular component: mitochondrion.